Messenger RNA from Lottia gigantea (owl limpet), 294 nucleotides. RefSeq lists its product as hypothetical. The annotation marks the transcript as partial. The transcript has a single exon. Gene Ontology annotation, cellular component: extracellular region. The record is from RefSeq and is a predicted model, not a curated record. Gene Ontology annotation, molecular function: cytokine activity; growth factor activity. Gene Ontology annotation, biological process: SMAD protein signal transduction. NCBI's taxonomy places the organism in Eukaryota, Metazoa, Mollusca, Gastropoda, Lottiidae.
UGUUGUAAAUUACCAUCGUUUGUGAAUUUCAGUGAUCUGGGACUGGAUGAUCGAAUCGUUACUCCGAAUGGCUACAUGACGGGUAGCUGUAUAGGGCGGUGUCCGAGAACGAGACACAACGGAAGACGAAACAAUCGUGAUCAGACUCAAAUUCCUACCGAACGAUCUCGUUCCAGACGCUCGCGAUGUAAACCUGCGGAAACAUCAUCAUUAACUGUUUUAUUAUUUAAUGAAAAUCAUGACUUGAUGCAAGCUGAACUUUCAGGGCUUGUUGUAAAUUCUUGUACAUGUAGG